Molecule: messenger RNA, 5356 nt
Organism: Paralichthys olivaceus (Japanese flounder)
Lineage: Eukaryota; Metazoa; Chordata; Actinopteri; Pleuronectiformes; Paralichthyidae
Source: RefSeq, a predicted model, not a curated record
AUGUUAAACAUCAAACCUCACUUAGAAAACCUUCUGCAGACGUACAGUCGUGUGUCCUCACUAAUCACGAGGACUUUGUGCGUUUCCUUUCACAGCCUGGUGGUGUCACCUAAACUAGACCCCACCACUGAUCCCCUCCCCUCUAGUAACCACCCCUCGAGUCCCCCGGUCGAUCUUACCUCUCCGGUUUCUCCGCUGCAUCACACUAACCCCUUCUGCCGCUCACAGACCUCACCACCUCCCCUAUCCCCCUGCAACCCUUUCUUCUCCGUCCUCCAGCACAACCCUUUCUAUGACGACGUGCUAACCACUCAGCCCCCAACACCCCCAUUGCCUCCUCUGCCCUAUCUCUCCAGCUCCCGGCCCCCCAUAGCUCAGCUCUUUCCGCAGGCGAGCAACCCCAACCACACUCUGACCCACGACAGCCCAACCACAGAGGACUCCUUCGUUGGCACAGAUGUUGCAACGAGUGACCGGAUGGCCGAAGUUGAGAAACAUUUAGGCAAGGAGUUCUCCGACACUUUUAUGUCCGCUGGGCAGCCGGAGCCAGAUUCAGAGUGGGACGAGUCUUUUGAAGCGUUUGCAGCUGGCAGGCUGCAGCCUCCAGAGGACCUGAGCACAGAUUGCAAAACACAGCAAAACAAGCCCAGUGACCAUCCACUGGAAAACUGCAAUAAUAAAGAAACAUUACUCUCCAUAACGGAUCAGAACACGAGUGUAAAUGACGCACUACGUCACCAACCCUGCAGAAAAGACCCGUCCCAAGAAGACACUGACGCAUUUGCACAGUUCCUUGAAACAAUCCCAGAACACAUCAACACUGAGAGCGACAACACAACUUUGAAUCCUGCUGAUCUAUCAAACCUUGAUGCUUGCACGGAAACUAAUCGAGCUAACAGUACCACUAACACAAAUAUACCCAACACUAACAUGCACCAGACCCCCUGUAACACUUCAUCCACACAGCUCAACAGCAGCUCCCUGGAUCCUGCUUCGUCGGGUCUCGGCAGCUCGGUCGAGGACGAGUUCCUCUCCUGUCUUUCUUCUUAUCCCGAUAAAUUAUCUGCAUCCUCCUUCGAGGAAGCUGAGGCACGGAACUUUGAGAGCAACAUCCAACAUCCAGAGUCCGCCGUGUCUCAAAAUCCAAAGCCCUCAGAAUCUGAAGAUGACAUUAGCGACAGGUCAAAUGAUUGGACGGCGUUUGAUGUCGCACAGCAAACUGUUAUCCAGCCGCAGGAUAGGGAAGGAGGUCCUGACACUUCAGAGGCACCGCAGUCCCCAUUGAUUCCACAUCAGGAGCUCGAGAUCACGAGAGAGACACAAAGAGAAAGUGCAGAUACCGAGACGCUUAACAUUUCCAACGACUUGCUGCCGAAGCUCUCUGAACUACAACUGGAAUCCAACGUCUCUUUACCGUCUGAUGAUGAAAGUGCAGGAAAAGGCCCCGAUUUGUUUGAAAGCUCUUUAGUGGAUUUCUCUGAGGAGUUUGAUGAUAGUUCUGACAACAACAAUAAACAUGUGAACAUCCUCGUGACUCCAGACGACGAAUUCUCCUCCACACUCCCAUCGUUAUACAUCCUGACCUCCUCCCCUGAUCUGAAGCAGCGUUUGUUGGACACCAGUUUAGGGCGUCGGGAGGCGAGCCGGUCUACUCCAGUCUCAUUUGGGGCUUUCGGUGAAACCAGACCCGGCCUCGACCUCGACAGCACACUGUUGCACACUCAGGUGUCUGAUCAGAGCUCCAGCAGCUUCCUGCAAAGUCUUUAUGUCAGCACUGACUCGCAAGAUUACCAGACUUGUGCCUCUCACCCGUCCUCCAGCGUCUCUGAGUUCGAAGAGACGCUCUGCGGUGAGCUGAGCGACAUUCAGACAACUGCUGACGCUGCUUUGGGCCGAGAAGAGUCCACCAGUGCAUCCACGUCGUCGAACAGAGAAAUCAACCAAACCGACAGAUUUGAAGAAUCCCGUCGUGGAGGCGAUGACGGGACAAAGUUCUCGAUGGGGGAUGAUUUUGGUCUAGAAGUUCUCCCUGCAGCACUUAAAGACUCCGAGGACAGCUGCGGUCCAAAGACGCUCGAUGAAGAAGGUGAGGCAAACCAAAGCAGUGUCUUCGAUGACGAGUUCUCAAGAUAUACUCAAACCCAGUCUGCCACACUACACCGCUCCCACUCUGAGGGAACCCUGACGCCCGGCUUUGACGAACUCCUCCUGCCCUCCUUCGGGAGCGACCCCGGUGCGAUACAGGAGUCCUCCUCGGCUCAACCAGACCCCGCCCUCCCUUCUCUGACCUCCUUUGCUCCCUCUCUAACUCCUAGUAGCUCCCAUGUAGUGCUCUGCUCCUUCCCUCCCCUUGCCAGUGCGUUGGUGAAGUCACCGCCCAGCACGGCACAAGCUGCCGUGCCAGAGCCUGAGGAGACGCAGGAGCAGCAGCAGGAGGCAGCCAGUCAGCAGAACAGCCCCCACCCAGUGAGGCCCCUGACCACUGCCGUGCUGGCUGAGGAGAAGCGGACUGAGGGCCGGUCAGUGCUGGCCACCGGCCUGGAGAAGCUCAAGUCCACCAUCCACCCAGGGAGGAGCAGCCAGAUCAGCGAGACGGAGACGGACCGGAGGAAGUCUCUGACCGAGGGGGCGGGAUCGUACUACCACCUGACCCACAGCGAACUGGUCGCCCUGCUGGUGCAGCGGGAGGCGGAGCUGCGGCGGCAGAAGGCGGAGUUCGAGCAUCAGAGGGUCCUGCUGGCCAAGCGGGAGGUGGAGCUGAGGAGGCUGAAGCCGCAGGUCCGAGAUCUGGAGGACUACAUCGACACGCUGCUGGUGCGCAUCAUGGAGCAGAAGCCCACGCUCCUGCAAGUGCGCUCCAAGUUAAAGUGACGAAGGAUUUUGCAGUCCAAUCCUCAUCCGUUCACUCUUAACCUCCACAACAGCUCUUUAGUCUUUUCACUGCUACGCUGUCCUUUUUGAUACCAAUAUUUAGGCACCGAGAGAUGUCGAGGCGUCGUGUUCCGGCCGGCGUGCUUUACUGCGCUGUAACAUCCUUGUCUAAAGGUGGCUGGGGCGGUUCUGAAUGUAGCGGGUCCUCAGGUUGUUUUCAGGUUCACAUGGCAAGUUGGGUUUUUUUUUUAAUGCUCACAGAGGAGUGAGCGGGUCUAAAGACCAGGUUCUUCUUCGGUUCCUCCUUUUCACCUUACGUCUCACUUCUAUCACCUUAACACGAGAGAGAGAGGGACUGCAGAGGUUUCAGUCCGUAGCAACGCACGAACAACUAACAUCGCACUCGUCCAUUAAAUGCAGAUUGUUGCAUCUGUUCCAGAUUCCAAAGACUAACAUAACUUUUUAGAUUCAUGUCCUUCUUUGAGACAGACAUUGGUUUCGGUUUAUUUCAGCGCAGCAUGAAAAUCAGUGUGUGGAGACUUGAAACCAGCUCGAGAAGAGAAACAUCUUCUCAGUUUUGUCCUUUUUUGUUUCUUCGCUGUGCAUUUCAGAACAGGAGCUGUUCGACCUGCCAGAUAUUUUUCAAUUCGUGGAUCAAUCAGUAGCUCUACAAAAAGUCAGAAAUGGAUGAUCAAUGUCAUAAUUUGUCUGUGAGGUGACGUCCUAAACAUUCCUGUUUUGUUAGAGUCACACUUCAAAACAAAGAGAUAUUGAUUUUACUGUAAAAGUUCAAUUCAAAAUUGAGAAGCAUAAACAAUAAAUUAAAACAUUAAUAGAUUAGGAAAAAAAUCAGUGGAACACCUAACACCUCUGAAAAACUUUUAAGUAAAGGCAACAAAAUAAUUAGUCCCAUUAGUUUCAAAUAUCUGCAAGUAAUCUUUCUUGCUUAACUGAAAUGAACUGGAGCCAGUAGCUGCCUUGAAGGACGGAAAGUUGAGCUGAAAUUGAUUAAUUGCUUAAUUUAGUUUUUUUAAAUAUUUGGUGAAUUCUCUAAUUCUAAAAAAUAGUUUCUGGUCUAAAGAAAAAUAAAUCGUUAUUUGUAGAAUCAUCUCCCUGAUGCACAGUUUCUAUUUAAUGGGUCAAAACAUGUAAAACCAUCAGUGUGUUUCUGAUCACGACAAUCUUUUGCAGAUGUUUGUUGUUAUGGAUCGACUCUCUACAGAUGCAUCGAGUUCUGUGACCGGUUUUAGAAAACUACAAAACCAAAUGAGCGGCGUGAGAGCUCGGCCUCGCCACCUGCACGUUACCGGGAAGUGAUUGUAGCGUACGAAUGUUCAAAAGUGUUCUUAGCCAACAGGUGAAGGGUUUUCAUUUCCUACGCAGGACAUGUGGUGUUUAUGCUUGUUUUUUCCUCUUGAAAUUACCCAUAAUGCUCAGCCACAUAAGCUAACUGGUGGUCGUAUGGGUCACGGUGUUAUCAGGCGAAGACGGCAUCACUCAGUAUCGCCGCAGCUCCUCGGAUCUCAUGCUUCUGCCUUCUGCCCAUGUGCUCGUUAUCGACACGGCUCCGAUGUGCUGGUACUUGACUCCCACUCCCCCAGUGUCUGUGUGUCACAUCCGCUUCGCCUCAGGCACGCAUAGCGCUACAGCUUCCAGGUGUUUAUAAAGGGAUAUAUACCACACGUUACAGCAUAUAUUGCCGUAUUGAAAUGCCAAACACUGCCUUAUUUUUUGCUUUGUUUUGAAGCUCAUUAAGAAUCAAGCACUUCAUUUUGCUCGUCGGGGCUCGGGGCUGGUUUUGAAAAAGAAAAGCCAUCUGUUCACCCAUUUUUUUUUCCUUCUGAUGCUUUGUUAUGAUAUUGUUUGGAUCACUGCACAAAAAUAAAUUGUAUGCAUACCAGUAGAAACCGAGCGGAACAGGGAUUUCCUGUGACAUGCCAAAAAAAAGCCUUGAAACUUAAUCUAUGGAGCAGAUUGAUACACCAUGAAGUAUUCUGAUAUUCUGAUAUGAUGCCACUUUUAACAGCAUUCGUGGAUGUUCUUGCACUAUUCAACCAUCAGAACAUGACUCUACUGUACCUGUCCGAUGUCGGUAUAGUUAGAUCUACUUUACACCCUACUGCACUUUCUAAUCGCUCUGUGAUUUUAGCACUCGGCCUUUGACACCACGACAACGACUAGCCAGUGAGCUUGAAGCGUUACAAACUCGUCCAUCACCGUCUUUCCAUCUCAGUUCUCGCUAUGCGACGGCAAUAUCAAGUGCGUAGAUGACUGUAGAGACAUAUUCAGUGUGACUCGGCACUUUCGCAGCGCAGUCCUCUUCCACGUCUUCCAUUUUGAAAAAGGUUUUUAUUUAAAUUGAUUGUUCCUUGUCCUUGAUUGUGUAGCCAGUGGAAUGUGCGUAAGGUAGUAUGUAAGAUUGGAAAGUUUACAACUCGUGAUGCAAUUCUGUUUCACAAAUUUUGUAUAUUUAAUAAAGAAUAUU